This is a messenger RNA of Amblyraja radiata (thorny skate), 620 nucleotides long. Its product is annotated as histone H2B-like. The record is from RefSeq and is a predicted model, not a curated record. Gene Ontology annotation, cellular component: nucleosome. Lineage: Eukaryota; Metazoa; Chordata; Chondrichthyes; Rajiformes; Rajidae. Gene Ontology annotation, molecular function: DNA binding; structural constituent of chromatin; protein heterodimerization activity. The coding region runs from base 80 to 451 and encodes 123 amino acids. The transcript has a single exon.
AACGGCUUCUGGUCACUUCAUAGAGGAUCAUAGAGCGAAGUAUCUUUGGUUACUUUUGUGUUUGAAAUUCACCGAGGAAAUGCCUGAGCCGAAACCAACAGCCAAGAAGGGCGCCAAGAAAGCAUUGGCAAAACCUGUAGGCAAGGCGGGCAAGAAGCGCAAGAGGUCAAGGAAGGAAAGUUAUGCCAUCUACAUCUACAAAGUGAUGAAGCAGGUUCACCCUGACCCCGGCAUCUCCUCCAAGGCCAUGAGCAUCAUGAACUCGUUCGUGAACGAUAUUUUCGAGCGUAUCGCGGGCGAGGCUUCCCGCCUGGUCCAUUACAACAAACGAUCGACCAUCAGUUCCAGGGAGAUUCAGACCGCCGUGCGCCUGCUGCUGCCCGGGGAACUGGCUAAGCACGCCGUGUCGGAAGGGACAAAGGCUGUAACCAAGUACACCAGCUCCAAGUAAACAUCCACUCAAUGCUGACGAAACACCGAAAACCCAAAGGCUCUUUUAAGAGCCACUCACAUUUUCACUUAAAAGUGCUGCAGUAAUAUUUCGACAUUGAAUUACAGCAGAAUACUUUCUGAAUGUUAUCGUAGUUAUUUCAGAUGCUGUUUACUGAUUAAAUGUGUUU